CGCCCCCGCUACCGCAGGCCCACGAAACUCGCCGCAACCGAACGCCCCCCACGCCCGCCGCCGCCGCUAAUCUCGCCCGCACGCCCGCUGCCACGAAACCCCCCGAUACCGCACCGGCUCUCGAAUCUCGCGUCGAACACCCGCUCGAUCGAGUCCGUGACCUCGCAGCUCCUCGCGGUGCCCCUCCCCGACUCCUUGUCAUCGUCCUCCGCGUCCGUGGCGGGCUUCUUGUGACCCUUGCUGCCCCUCUGCCUGAGCUCGCUCGCGUCCACGACGACGCUGCUGGACCGCCGGCGGCGUCACCUCUCGCCUGCUCGUGGGCGGACGCCAUCAUCUAAUGAUCUCUCACUUUGAUGUGAACGAAACCGAUGGGCAGUACAUAGGCAGAGGCAGUCACCACACCACUCGCCAAAACAAAUCUGGAGCCUUGGAAGCCUGGUUACAGCAAGAAAAGACGUGCUCGUUGUCCUGUCAUCGCUGCUGCUCAUCGUGAUCUCAGGGCAGUGGAUCGAUCUCACGGUGGAGGCGACCUUCUUAGGCGCGCCACCGCCAUCCGAGCCGAGCCGCAGCGAUCCAGAUCCAGUGUUGGGGCUGCCUUGUGCACCGAAUCAGUGAUUGGGCAGCGUAAUACAAAGAGGGAGCGCUUGAUCAUAUGAGCUGGUUUUGUACAGAAUGUCAGAGAGUAAUGUGGAUAGCAUCCAGAUAUCUGUUAGUAACGAUGAGAGGAGGAAUAGGGCAGAUGCCGAGAUCUCGGAGGACGAGCCGAGGCACACCAGGAUGCGGAGGCUGAAGAAGAAAACCUUGCAUGCAUCGACAAGACUCACACACUCCCUGAAGAAGAGGGGGAAGAGAAAAGUGGACUGCAGAGUGCCAAGGAUAGUUAUAGAAGAUGUCAGGGAUGCUGAAGAAGAGCAGGCAGUGAACUCAUUUCGGGAGGUUUUGUUUGCUAGGGACUUGCUACCAGUCAAGCAUGAUAAUUACCACACGAUGCUUAGAUUUUUAAAAGCGAGGAAGUUCGAUUUUGAAAAAGCAGCACAGAUGUGGGCGAACAUGCUGCAGUGGAGAAAGGAGUUCGGUACAGACACAAUUUUUGAAGAUUUUGAAUUUCAUGAACUAGAGGAGGUCCUGCAAUAUUAUCCUCAUGGUUGCUUCAUUUGUUUUCUAUAA
This is a messenger RNA of Zea mays, 1167 nucleotides long. RefSeq names its product phosphatidylinositol/phosphatidylcholine transfer protein SFH13. The record is from RefSeq and is a predicted model, not a curated record. Bases 673 to 1167 code for a protein of 164 amino acids. The transcript is spliced from 5 exons. NCBI's taxonomy places the organism in Eukaryota, Viridiplantae, Streptophyta, Magnoliopsida, Poales, Poaceae.